Molecule: messenger RNA, 1182 nt
Organism: Chrysemys picta bellii (western painted turtle)
Lineage: Eukaryota; Metazoa; Chordata; Testudines; Emydidae
Source: RefSeq, a predicted model, not a curated record
AUGUCGUCCCUGGAUCAAGAGCUCUGUGAGCACCUUCAGCACACAGUGAGCGAUGAGAUCUGCAUGCAGGUGACAGAGCUUUACCUUUCGGAGAAUAGCAACAGAGCUGCCGGAGGCCUGCUGUCGUCACAGUCAUCUCAGGCUCUUGUGAAGGCCACGUACCAGCGCAAAGCCGAGCAGCCCAUGUCAGAGAACUGUUUCAAGCUGAUGUUCAUUCAGAGCAGAGGCCAGGUCCAAUUAACUAUCGAGCUGCUGGACACCAAAGAGGAGAACUCGGAUGACCCCAUAGAGGCAGAGCAUUGGUCAGACUACGUAGAGCGGUACGUCAGCUCUGAUUCUACCUCUCCCGAACUUCGGGAACACCUGGCCCAGAAGCCGGUUUUCCUGCCAAGAAACCUGAGGCGGAUCCGUAAGUGUCAGCGUGGUCGGGAGCAGCAGGAGAAGGAAGGGAAGGAGGGAAACAGUAAGAAGUCCAUGGAGAAUGUGGAGAGCUUGGACAAGCUGGAGUGUAAAUUCAAACUGAACUCCUAUAAGAUGCCGUGUGCCAGAGAUUGCCGACCCCUGGUGUACAUGAUCAAAUCAGAAGAUUACAUGUACAGGAGGACUGCUCUGCUGCGUGCUCAGCAGGUAGGAGUUGAGUGAAAGGAAUGGGAUGAGCAGCUGGUGUUUCCCUGAACCUCUUGCUCCCAAAGGGCAUCUGGGGAGAGUCAGAUAAAGUGUCCGGGGGGUGGGAGGGAAGGUGUUGUUCUCCUGUAACAUUUAGUAGUCUUCAUAUUGCUUUGAGGACUGGACAUGACAUAGUUUAGUCCAUUGGAUGCUGUAAACUUCCUCUGAAUGUUCCUGAGAUGUAACCCUUCCUUUCCUCCCCCUCCAUUUCCCAAACUCUCCUGUUAGAGUAGACAGCUGUUAGCAUCCUUUUACUCGUAGGUUUCUUGCCUAGGGGCACCUCACAUUGGUUGCUAAUCCCCCGUGUUAGGGUGGGCCUAAAAAGGGGGAUAGCAAAGAACUGAAAUGCUGAAAAACUGACCCGUGUUCUGACAUAGCCCUCCAAGCUCAUCUCAUCAAGGAGCUGUGCCUCGACCCUGCAGUCACUGAGAGUGGGGGUCUAGGGUUGCCCCCGGGCAGCGGAGCACUGCAAACGAAUAUACCAGCUGCUUGAAAGUGCUGGGUGUGGGACUAGGA